This is a messenger RNA of Meloidogyne enterolobii, 876 nucleotides long. Lineage: Eukaryota; Metazoa; Nematoda; Chromadorea; Rhabditida; Meloidogynidae. The record is from the annotation of a GenBank genome assembly.
UUUUUUAAGGAAAAUAUGAAAAUAAUUUUAAAUAAAAUAAAUAAUUUAUUUAUUAUUUUCCUCAUUUUAUUAUUUUUUAAUAAAAUAUUAGUAGCUUUUAAUUAUUUUAAUAAUGAGGAAUUUAAUUGUGCUUCCCUUCCACCAGCACUUUGGUGCUCAAAUGAUAAAAUUCAAGAAAAAUGUCAAACAAAACAAAAAUGUUUGGAAUAUAUAAAUUCUGUUAAAAAUAAACCUGUACAUAUUACUUUACUUUUUGAGAGUCUUUGCCCAGACUGUCAAAACUUUAUCUCCAAAAAGUUACUUGAUUUUUGGUUAACCUAUAAAGAUUUUGCAAGAAUUGAGUUUGUCCCGUUUGGAAAUGCUAAAAUACUUAAAAACGGCACAAUUAAAUGCCAACACGGACCAGAAGAAUGUAGAAUAAAUAAAUAUGAAUCUUGUGCUAUUCAUUAUAUGCACGAACCUUUACCAUUCAUUCAUUGUUUGGAAACAAAAAUUGCAGAUGGAUUUAAACUUGAAAAGGCAUCCAAACAAUGUUAUGCUAAAUUACAUUCACUUCCACAUAUCUACGACCAAAUAACGCAUUGUUUCAAUGGAGUAAAAGGAGAUAAAUUGCAAAAACUAGCUGCCGAACAGACAUUUAAUAUUUGGCCAGAUAAACAUGAAUUUGUGCCUUGGAUUUUAAUAAACAAUGUUAGUUUAAGCUCCCAACAAUUUUUUAUGCGUCAAUUACCUACUUUAAUUUGUCAAGCGUAUGUUGGGGAUGGGCAUAUUAAGCAAUGUGAAGCAUUUGGAAGUGUUAACAAUAAUAAAUUAAUUGAAGAAAAUAAUGAAGAUGGAUCUGAAAUGGAUAAUAAUGAAGAAGAAUAUUUUUUAUAA